ACCUGGAGAGGAGCUGGCAUCGGGGAGCUGCCAGGCUGCGGAGCUGCUGCCGGAGGAGCAGCAGAGGCUCCCGCACCGCUCUGCGCUGCCUUGUGACUGCGAAAUGAAUGUGCUUAAUAUAGGCCAAGCGAAAAGAGCGAGCCCGAAAUAGAAGCCCUUCCCCAGAAAGCGCCGCAGCUCCGGCGGGAGCAGUCACAAGGGCAGGAUGAAGCUGCUGGGGGCUGUGCUGGUGACGCUCACCCUGCUCCUCCCCGGGGCCUGGGGCAGCCAGGAAACGCGGACCUGCGUCUUCCAGAGCCUGACUGAGGAAGACAGGAAGUUCUGCAGGGGGGAUCUGGAAAUCAUCUACCCCGAGGUGGGGGACGUGGGCUGCACCUACAUCCCCAAGUGCCACGGCUACCGCCAGCGCCUGAGCCUGGAGUGGGGCGAGCCCCGCGUGCGCUUCCCCCGCGCCAAGAAGAACAUGAAAUACGUCCUGGUGAUGGUGGAUCCCGAUGCUCCCAACAGAGCCGAGCCCAGUCUGCAGUUCUGGAGGCACUGGAUGGUCACCGACAUCCCGGGCUUGGAUCUGAGGGUUGGGAAUGUCGACGGGAAGGUCCUGACAGCUUACACCCGGCCCAAACCCCCUCGCCACAGCGGCUACCACCGCUACCAGUUCCACCUGUACAUGCAGCCCGCCGGCGAAAUCAUCGAGCUGAGCGACGAGGAGAGGGAUUCGCUGGGCACCUUUAACUUGGAGGAGUUCGCAGAGGUUUUUGAUCUGGGCCGCCCUGUGGCCACGACCCAAUUCAUCACCAAAAACUACGAGGAUUAACUCCGGCCAUCCCUCCCUUGUCCUGCUCAUCUCCACACCACAGAGGCACCUCUGCCCAGAGCUGGGUGCACCAGGAUGAGCCCACCCUGCUGCCAGCCCAGAGCCACAGCACCAACCCCAAACCUCUCCCUUCUCUCCCUCUGGGGAUCAUGCCAAGAGGUGUCCCAUGAAUUUUGGCAUCACCCCUUCUGUUCCCUUGACCCCCUGCAUGUCCCCCUGGCGCUUUGGACACUUUGAGUUUGAUGCCUGCAGUGUCUCCAAUAAAUCUGGAUGGAGCACA
This is a messenger RNA of Catharus ustulatus (Swainson's thrush), 1094 nucleotides long. It is a transcript of the gene PEBP4, whose product is annotated as phosphatidylethanolamine binding protein 4. The transcript has 7 exons. Lineage: Eukaryota; Metazoa; Chordata; Aves; Passeriformes; Turdidae. The record is from RefSeq and is a predicted model, not a curated record. The coding region runs from base 206 to 814 and encodes 202 amino acids.